UCGACAGCAGCGGUCGACUGUGUCAAAUCUUCACCGUGACUCUUUUAAUUUAAAGCUAUUUUCAUAUUUUUUGUCUAAUCAUAAUGGAGAUUCCAGUGUAUACGCUUGAUGCCUUUACUAAUUUACCGUUCAAGGGAAACCCCGCGGCAAUUUGUCCACUUAUGCAUGAACUGAGAGAUGAUUUGUAUCAGAGGAUAGCAGCAGAGAUGAACCUGUCAGAAACAGCUUUCAUCACCAGGAUCAACCCCUCUGAUAAUUUUACCACAGGAUCAAGGUUCCGACUUCGAUGGUUCACACCAACCACUGAAGUGAAUCUGUGUGGUCAUGCCACUCUGGCCUCUGCAGCGGUGCUGUUCAAGCAUAAGAAGAAUGUGAAUCCGAAACUGGUGUUUGAGACCAGGAGUGGAGAUCUGGCUGUCACCCAGCAGGGGGAAGGGUACGUCAUGGACUUUCCUCUCAACCCACCCACCCAGGAGGAUGCCAACGAGUUCAGAGAUCUCAUCAAGGUUGCAGUUGGAAACCACCCAAUCCAGGAUGUUUAUCUUAGCGCCAACACUAAAAAGCUGAUGGUUCGACUGGCUGACAGCUGUGACAGGUCGGUGCUAACCAGUCUGAAAGUUGACCCUGUUGCUCUCCAGAGCUGUGAAACAAGUGGAAGAGUCAAAGGACUAAUCCUCACCAUGAAAGGAUCCCCGGACAACCAGCCAGGGUACGACUUCUACUCCAGAUACUUUGCUCCAUGGAAUGGCAUCCCUGAGGAUCCUGUCACAGGUUCUGCCCACACCGUGCUGGGUAGCUACUGGUCUAAGAAGCUGGGAAAGAAUAAAAUGCUGGCUUACCAGUGCUCCAGUCGAGGCGGGGAGCUGGAACUAGAAGUGAGAGAUGACGGAAGAAUCAAUAUAUCUGGACAGACCGUCACUGUGCUGCAGGGAACAAUCACACUAUAGCCACAGCCACAUGCACGCUAGGAGGGUUGGGGAUGAUGGGACAGUCAUUAUGUACCCACAAACAGGCGUUGUACCAUAUGAUUUAAAUAAAAAUUUAAUAAAAAUGAGUCAAUUUAAACAAAGCGUUAUUGUCCAGACUGGUCAAUCUAAUAAUGAAACAUGACUAAGCAUGACAACACACAACAGGAUGUAAAAAUACACCUCACACUUUGAUAGUAUUUGUAUUUAUUCUCAUAACGCAAAAGCAAAAAUCUCAGUAUUAACAAAAUACACACACAAAAACACAAAAAGACCACACAAAAGACAAAUAUUCUAAAUAGUAGUUUUAACCUGGAGCUGAGGGUCUGGAUGAAUGAACAACUUCAACAAAAU
Molecule: messenger RNA, 1319 nt
Organism: Anarrhichthys ocellatus (wolf-eel)
Lineage: Eukaryota; Metazoa; Chordata; Actinopteri; Perciformes; Anarhichadidae
Product: phenazine biosynthesis-like domain-containing protein 1
Exons: 10
Coding region: 84-947 (287 amino acids)
Biological process (GO): biosynthetic process
Cellular component (GO): cytoplasm
Molecular function (GO): isomerase activity
Source: RefSeq, a predicted model, not a curated record